GUGUUGUUGUCCCUGCUGCCCACGCCUCCACUGCCACCGUGGACCGACUGACAGCAGCCGGGAUGACACCGUGGAUAACACACACACACACACACACACACACACACACACACACACACACACACACACACACACACACACACACACACACACUAUAAAGCCCCAGACCGACGCCGAUGGAGACACACCGAGCUGAAACCUUCUAGCUGAGCGAUGGGAGUCAUCAUCUCACACAUCUUCUCCAGGUUCUCCUCCAGGACCCCUGUCAGGAUCCUAAUGGUGGGUCUGGAUGCAGCAGGUAAAACCACUCUGCUGUACAGACUGAAGCUGGCCGAGGUCGUCUCAACCAUCCCAACCAUCGGCUUUAAUGUAGAGACAGUGGAGUAUAAGAACAUUAGUUUCACCGUGUGGGACGUUGGUGGUCAGCACAUCAUCAGACCUCUGUGGAGACAUUACUUCACUAAUACACAGGGCAUGAUAUUUGUGGUCGACAGCAACGACCCCGAGAGGAUUAAAGAAGCCGUUGACGAGCUGCACAAGAUGUUGGAGGAGGACGAGUUGAGGGGCGUGGCCUUACUGGUGUUUGCUAACAAACAGGAUUUGCCCAGAGCCAUGUCCGUCAGUGACAUCACCGAGGCCCUGGGCCUAUCAGGAGUCUCGCAGCCGUGGUCUGUCCAGGCGUCCUGUGCGGUCAGCGGUACAGGUCUGGUCGAGGGUCUGGACUGGCUCUCCGACCAGAUCCUGAACAGUAGACGCUGACGUGAUCUGCAGUCGGCUCUGAGCUGAGCCGAGCCAGAGAAUCCAGGAAGAACACGAGGGACUCCUUGUACAGCUCUGACUUGUUAAACAUGGAGCUGAAACCUCCGUCUCAAACUUUGAAAAGCUGUAAUCAUUUUGGAUUUUGUUUCAUCAAACUGCAGUUACACCACAGUGAAAACAACGUUAAUACCUGUGGCUAAAAGCCUUCCUACAUGUCCCGUUUGCUUUAAGAUUUGACUUUACGAGGCAGGCGUUCUCGUCUUUUUAUCGUUUCUCACAGAUUCGUGGCCGUGGAGUGUUUCAUCGCUAAAAUCGAAGCGGUAAAAUGCUCCUCAGGAGUGACCACGGAUUCAAAAAUAAUAAUUAAAAAUGAAUAUUGUGUGACUGAAGUAUCUGGUGAUGUUAGAUACUUUAGUUUUUAGGCAACCAGGUGCAAUAUUUCCAUGGAAAACUAAUUUAACGGCACUGAGGUUCUUCAUAUUUCCAUCGGUUUGACAGUUACUAUACCCCAGACUUUAACGGGGCCGUAGGUAGGAUUGUGCAGAUCCAGGAUUUAGCCAAAACAAUUGAACUUCUCAGUCCCUCCCCCCUUUCUGCUAAAGCCCAAAACCGUCUCUUAAGCCCCCCCCCCCCCCCACCCGAGGGAAAAUCCAUGCGUGUGCCUGAGCAAUGAUUGACACGCAGUUAGUUUUACCUACUGCACCUUUAAUAGUGAUUUUUAUGUGUAAUGUCUGGCUGGUUUUGUUCUUAAAGGCAUGUUGUACGCUGUGUUGCUUGGGCAAUCAGUUCAGUAAUUUCUGUAAUAUUAUGGCCUAUUCUGUUUUUCCAUAUGCAUUAUAAUAAUACAUCUCUAUGAAAAUGUAUAUAUAUAUUCUAAUUGUUUUUAUAUUUACUCUGUAAUGAAGUUGCUAGGGUGAUCAUUGUUGUGUUGCUUGGGUAUUCAGGCAUUUCUGUAAUAUUAUUGCC
Messenger RNA from Etheostoma spectabile (orangethroat darter), 1725 nucleotides. RefSeq names its product ADP-ribosylation factor 2. The transcript has 6 exons. NCBI's taxonomy places the organism in Eukaryota, Metazoa, Chordata, Actinopteri, Perciformes, Percidae. The coding region runs from base 214 to 759 and encodes 181 amino acids. The record is from RefSeq and is a predicted model, not a curated record. Gene Ontology annotation, molecular function: GTPase activity; GTP binding.